Anolis carolinensis (green anole) is the source of this 891-nucleotide messenger RNA. It is a transcript of the gene mrpl24, whose product is annotated as mitochondrial ribosomal protein L24. The record is from RefSeq and is a predicted model, not a curated record. Gene Ontology annotation, molecular function: RNA binding; structural constituent of ribosome. Lineage: Eukaryota; Metazoa; Chordata; Lepidosauria; Squamata; Anolidae. Gene Ontology annotation, cellular component: ribosome; mitochondrion. Gene Ontology annotation, biological process: translation. The transcript has 6 exons. The coding region runs from base 90 to 740 and encodes 216 amino acids.
CUCCCACCGUGCACCGCGGCUGUCUCCGCCUCUUCCGCUUUGCUUGCUCGUGUGUGGAGUGUCUGUAGCCGGGGCAAGAGAAAGGAGCCAUGAGGCUGUCGGCCGUCCUCGCCUUGGCCGAGAAGUUCAAGCCGUGGCCCGGCUACCGCUAUGGCAUGAACCGGCCCGGAUCCUUCGCUGACAAGCUCAAGAACCCCCCUGGGACCUGGCGGAAGAAGAUCUUUGUGGAGCCUCUGAAGGAGGAGGACUGGAAGGUGUUCAAGGGCGACAUGGUCCAGAUCUUGAAAGGGAAGGACAGCGGCAAGCAAGGCCAGGUGGUGCAGAUCAUCAAGGAGCGGAACUGGGUCGUCCUGCAGGGCCUGAACCUGCAUUACCGCUACCUGGGGAAGACCAGCACCCAACCGGGGACCUACGUGACCAGCGAAGCCCCGCUGUUGCUGCGAGAGGUGGCCCUCAUUGAUCCCACAGACAGAAAGCCCACAGAAGUAGAAUGGCGCUACACAGAAGAAGGGGAGCGAGUGCGAGUCUCUCUCAGGACCGGCCGGAUCAUCCCCAAACCGGUGGAACAACGGGAGGACGGCAUUAUCCCAGAGCAAUGGAAAGACGGCCCCAAGGACACAUCGGUGGAGGAUGCCUUGGAGAACACCUACACCCCGUCCUUGAAGACAUUCCAAGAGGAAAUCAUGGAGAUGAAGGGGAUCGUGGAGACGCGGCGCUUCCGGAAGUCCUAUUGGUAUUAGCGCUGCUCUUCUGCCCUCCACGGCUGGGACCGUGAAAGGAAGGCUUUACUCCCGCCACACUUUGGACCUUGAGGCUCUCCUCCUUCAGCCAGGAUUUUUCCUCCUCUGAGUCUGUUUCCCAGGGUGGAAAUUAUACCAGGACUCUGCCGCC